Molecule: messenger RNA, 462 nt
Organism: Aspergillus nidulans FGSC A4
Lineage: Eukaryota; Fungi; Ascomycota; Eurotiomycetes; Eurotiales; Aspergillaceae
Product: protein fis1
Exons: 4
Coding region: 1-462 (153 amino acids)
Biological process (GO): mitochondrial fission
Cellular component (GO): mitochondrial outer membrane
Source: RefSeq, a predicted model, not a curated record
AUGACUUCUUCAAAUCUCCCUUAUGCCGCAGAUGCUGAAAGCCCGUUGAAGCCAGCAGAGCUUCAAGUCCUUCGCGCCCAGUAUGAAAAAGAAGGCGACUACGUUGGUGUUCAGACUAAGUUCAACUAUGCCUGGGGCCUGAUCAAAUCGAAUUUCCGAGCUGACCAGCAAGAGGGCGUUCGUCUCCUGUCUGAGAUUUUCCGCGCCCAUCCCGAGCGACGCCGCGAAUGUCUCUUCUACCUGGCGCUGGGUAACUACAAACUAGGCAACUAUGGGGAGGCCCGCCGCUACAACGAUCUUCUUAUCGACAAGGAGCCGGGAAAUCUACAGGCGGCAAGUCUGCGGACUCUGAUUGAUGAUAGAGUAUCGCGUGAAGGGAUGGUUGGCAUUGCUAUCGUUGGUGGGCUGGCUCUCGCGGCGGGAGUAGUCGGAGGUUUGCUCUUCCGUGGACAGCGGCGAUAA